GGAACCUCCGCCUCCUGCCAAUUCCUCUCGAACAAUUCGCACACUGCGUCUUCACGUCUCAUUCCCCCAUUAUUUGAAAGAGCCUGCAGAUUCCCUAUAACUCCGGCAAAGAUGGCGCCUCCUGAAAGAGCCGGAAAGAGUGUCUUUUUGGGAAACAUCCCAUACAGUAGGUGCUUCUACGUGGCACACGUCCACAGUUGAUUGACGCUAACGCCCAAUCUCAGAUCUCACAGAGGAGCAGGUGAAAGACAUUCUUAGCUCCGCGGGCACAGUAACCAAAUUCCGCUUGAUGAUGAACCCGGAGACAGGAAAGCCGAAAGGAUAUGGGUUUGCAGACUUCGCCGAUGCCGAUGCAGCCGCCUCCGCAGUUCGCAACUUGAAUGACUAUGAGGUCAUGGGACGGAAGAUCCGUGUGGACUGGCCUCACAACAACGAGAAGGAUUCGAUACCCCCCGAUUAUUCGCAGACGUCCCAAAUACCCGGACAGGAUGGACAAAUGGGUGUACAGCAGUCAUCCGCGCCUCUACCGCCUCUUCCCCCGGGCGUGGAUCUUCCUCCGCACCUAGACUGCCCGAACGCAAUCUCUCAAACACUCUCCUCUCUCCCUCCGAAUCAACUUCUCGAUGUGCUCUCUCAGAUGAAGUCAUUAGUCAUGGCCGACCCGGCACGCGCUACGGAACUUUUACGACAAGCCCCUCAGCUUGCAUACGCUAUAUUCCAGGCCCUGCUCCUGAUGAACCUUGUCGACUACAGCACGUUAGGAACAGUGGUGGAACAGGCCGCUCAGCCCCAAGCGGCAGCAGCCGCUCCUCCCGCAGCGCAACCUUUUCAGCCAUUCUCAGCCGUACCAGGUCCGGUCUCCACACCACCUCAGCCUCAGCAGCAAAUGCCUGGGCAAGACGAACUCUUGCAACAAGUGCUCAGUAUGCCACAAUCGGCUAUUGAUGCACUACCUCCGAUGGAACGAAACCAAAUUAUGCUUCUGCGACAGCAACUAAUGCAAGGUGCCAUGCGGUGAUGACAUAGCGAGAUCGAUCGAGAUCAACAGACUUUAUGUGAUUUUGGUACUUUUGAAACUUCAAUACUUCAUAUUUUUUUUUACUUUUUCCUCUUUCGUCUUUUUUCUUUUU
Aspergillus pseudotamarii is the source of this 1130-nucleotide messenger RNA. RefSeq names its product putative polyadenylation factor subunit CstF64. Gene Ontology annotation, biological process: mRNA 3'-end processing. The transcript has a single exon. The coding region runs from base 290 to 1018 and encodes 242 amino acids. The record is from RefSeq and is a predicted model, not a curated record. Gene Ontology annotation, cellular component: mRNA cleavage and polyadenylation specificity factor complex. Gene Ontology annotation, molecular function: mRNA binding. NCBI's taxonomy places the organism in Eukaryota, Fungi, Ascomycota, Eurotiomycetes, Eurotiales, Aspergillaceae.